AUGGAGCGCUGGCGAGGGAAGGCUGCAUUGGUCACUGGCGCCAGCGCAGGCAUCGGCGCUGCCGUCGCGACGCGCCUCGCAGCACGCGGGGUGCGCGUCUUGGGACUCGGUCGUCGCCUCCACAAGCUGCAGGAAGUGGAGAAACUUGCUCGAGAACAAGGUGGUGAACUUCACGUCUUGGAGUGCGAUCUCACGAAGGAAGAAGACAUCCUGCGUGCUUUCCAAUGGGCCAGCGACAACUUUGGUGGAAUUGAUGUGCUCAUCAAUAAUGCUGGUCUCUUCUACGAGAGUCUCCUGUCAGACGGCGCGACUGACGAGUGGCGCCAGAUGCUGAAAGUGAACGUGCUGGCGCUUAACGUGUGCACGAGGGAGUUCCUGCGCGGACUGCAACGGCGCAGCACCCACGCGGGACACAUCGUGCACAUCAACAGCGUGGGUGGACACUGGGUUCCGUCCCUGCCUGGAGCGGCCGCCUACGCCGCCAGCAAGCACGCCGUGACGGCCCUCACUGAAGGGCUGCGCCGAGAGCUCGUGAAGACCGGCAGGGCUGGCAUCAAGGUCACGGCUAUUAGCCCAGGGCUCGUGAAGACUGAAAUAUUAGACAGGGGUAAUCUCCACUCUGCAGCAAGCGACACAGUUUUUGCCAGUCAUGCACACAUGCUGCCUGAGGACAUAGCAGAUGCUGUUGAAUAUGUCCUGUCUGUCCCAGAACGUGUCCAGAUCCAUGACAUCAUUCUCAGACCUGCUGGAGAAGAGGGCUUUUGAAGACAUAAAUUAAGAAUAGAAGUAUAUUUAUAAUGAUAUACCAUGGUUUUGUUACAAACUUAGAACUCACGAAACUAAUAAAGUGGUAGCAUAUGACUGUUGCAUAAUGUAGAAUUACUAAUAUUUUCCAAUAACUUGUUAUGUGUGCUAAUAAUUAGCUUGAAAUAAAACAGUUUAUUAAACAGAAUCAUACUAUAUCAAUUAAAUUUUUUUUUCAGUGAAUAGCAAAGUGUAAAAAGGACUUGACUGACAGCAGAACAUUCAUCUGCUCAUUUCACACUGGACAUUAAACCACUGUUAUAGUGUUGCUUCAUUAGUAAAUGAAAUGUGGAAAGUAAUUUAUUACAAUCAAUUCAGUUCCAUGGAUUGAUUUGAAACCUUGUAACUGAAACACCAAUAAUGACUGGAAAAAAAAGUGUUUUAACUUGGAUUUGUAGAUUUCCAAACACAACAAAAUUCUGUUAAUAAAAUAUGUUGAACUCCAUUUAAUAAAAAAGUGCAGUAUGUAAAAUAACUUCCAACAUUUCGAAAAAUGAAAAGGAAAAAAUUAUUAUCAAAUAUAUACUCUGUACACGAGGCAAACACAGUGUGACACAGUGGCGUAUUUUACUAAAUUAAUUUAACAAUAUGAUGCUUAAUGAAAGCUCGGUGUAUGGAGAGAAAGGAGUCACUGAAGGAAAUGAGAGAGCACCAUAUGGUAAUUAUUGUAACAGUAGGCAAAAGAACUGUACAAAGUUGAAUAAGUACUAAUACUACUUGCAAUUUUCCUGUAGUGCAAUUUUCUAGAAAAUGUACUGCUAUACUACUUUAUAUUUUCAGGGUAACACAGAAUAUUAAGGUAAUGCUGUUAGGAUACAUGUGUCUAAGACUGAGAUAAGAAGCAGCUAUGGAUUAAACUGCACUCUGCACUGAUGACUGCAGCCUCAAGGAAAUUAGACACUAAGAAUGGUAUCAACUAGACACCAGUAGAAAGUAACGUAUGUUUGGAUUAUUCCACUCAGCUGUCCUCAUUUAUGUAGGAAAGGAGCAUAGUACAUGUUUGUUUUAGAAUGUUAUAUGAGUUCAAGUAAACUCCUGUUGUCAUGAGUUGGAAUGAAAGAAGUACAAUGAAUUAAAUCUUCACAUACUUUUCAAACAGUGGAAAGACCUAGGUGGAAUUACAGUAGUAUUAUGAAAAGAGGAGAUGUUAAGUCACAGAUGUGCACAACAAAAAAACUGUUACACAUCAAGCUUUUGGCCGAAGAGGCCUUCUUCUGAAGUAGAACACACACAUACAUUUUCACACAAGCACAACUCGCACACAAUGCUACUGUCUCUGGCCACUGUGGCCAGACUGCAGACUUCAGUUAAACCUGAUGGGAGAAGCAAUUUGGCAUGGUGGGGGAAGGAGGAAGCUGGGGUGGAAAGGGGGAGGGUAGCAGGGUAGGGAUGGGUGAAGGCUUAGUGCUGCUUGUGGGAGCAGGAAGGGGGAUGGUGGGGACUAGUGCUGGAGAGGGCGCAGGGUCGGGAAUAAGUAGGUGAAGGGCGGGGGCUAACAAAUGUUGAGGCUGGAGGGGUGAGAGGGCAAGGGGC
This is a messenger RNA of Schistocerca cancellata (South American locust), 2337 nucleotides long. RefSeq names its product farnesol dehydrogenase-like. The transcript has 6 exons. The record is from RefSeq and is a predicted model, not a curated record. NCBI's taxonomy places the organism in Eukaryota, Metazoa, Arthropoda, Insecta, Orthoptera, Acrididae. Bases 1 to 765 code for a protein of 254 amino acids.